This is a messenger RNA of Zychaea mexicana, 639 nucleotides long. RefSeq lists its product as uncharacterized. Lineage: Eukaryota; Fungi; Mucoromycota; Mucoromycetes; Mucorales; Lichtheimiaceae. The coding region runs from base 134 to 346 and encodes 70 amino acids. The record is from RefSeq and is a predicted model, not a curated record. The transcript has a single exon.
UAGUGCGUAAGGUAGCCGAAAUGAUACGAGAAUUUAAAAUUAUAUAUAAAGGCUGGUGCCUGAAACAUCGGAUCAAGCUUAUUAACCAACAACAACUGCAACAAAGCUCUUAUCUUCUCCUUACUUCUACACCAUGAUUGCUGCUCGUACUGCUUCCAUUGUCCUUGUUCCCGUUACUACUGCUGCUGGCUACGCAACUUAUGUUCGCUCUACAACUCAACCCACCCAAGCCCAUUCGCAAAUCAUGACUCUUAAUGGCUCCGACUCUCAAGGACACAAGCAAUGGCGCAAGUUGAACAACGGCAUUGGCCUCGUCGAUGUUGGCCGCAGCGGUGGUGGUCUCUAAGCGCAUGCGCAUCACAACAGCCACAAACCUACUACAAGAAACGAAACAUACCAAUUUUACAUCCGUCCGACCAAUGAACACCAUAUCCACUCGAAUUCGCCGUCUCUUAUCCUUCUCUUCCUGAUUUCUUUGUUCUUUAAAAAUACCCCACACACGCUUUUUUUUUGCUUUACUUUGCUUUCUGUACCGACAGUCGCUGGUUGACUUGUCUCCUUUGUAUCUAUAGCUAUCCCAAAAUAAAUGUCUUGAUGACUUAAAGCUCUUUUUUUGUUAUGCAACAGAUGAUACCUUGA